ACAUAGCUGGUCAGUUGUAAAUGCUCAGCAAAGGGACGUGGAGAAACACAGGACUGAAGCUGCUUUCUGAUCUCAGGACGCCAUCGAAAGAGCGGUUUAUUAGAGAGGGAAAAUAACCAGAUCUGUUUUGAACCAUUUGAGAUGGAGAGAGAGAUAAAAGAAGGGAGGAAGAUCCAGUUUUCUGUUCCCUCGGCAGGUCCGAUUCAACUCGACCCCAGACAAGUAGAGAUGAUUCGGCGUCGAAGGCCGACACCCGCCACGCUGUUCCGCAUGACAGAUCACCCGUCCCCGGAGGAAGAAAAUCCCACCUUUCCGUUGUUUGUUUGUGAAAAUGGAGUUUCAAAGCCCAAGAAUAUAGACAUGACCAUUUAUCAGCCUCCUUCUCUCAAAGCUGUUCAAAAGAUGGCAGAAACUCACAUCAAAUCUCUUGACACUCCAUCAGAAUCAUCCGACAAUGAAGAUGUUUCUUCAGAUACUCCUAGAGAUCCACCAGAUGAAAUCAGAUCUGCAAAAUCAGAGUGUCCAUCAUCAUCAGGAGGAUUGGCUGAAGUGCAGAAAGGACAAGAUGAAGCAGAGAAUUUAAGAGCAUAAAGCACAGAAAGCAAGGAGAGUGAGGAAGAAGGGGAAGAAUAAAAGCAGAUGAGGCAGAAACCAUACAGAAAACCUAAAAAGAAUUAUAUAUGGGAUGAAACAUAUUUUUAUAAAAUGAGGAUCUCAAACAGACAAAGAGAGAAAGUGAGAGAGAGAAUUUGUGUGACAGUGAGAAAGGUCAUGUUGAAUGUCAGUAUAUAAAGAAGUGAAGAAA
Neoarius graeffei (lesser salmon catfish) is the source of this 805-nucleotide messenger RNA. Its product is annotated as protein phosphatase 1 regulatory subunit 1B-like. Gene Ontology annotation, cellular component: cytoplasm. Gene Ontology annotation, biological process: intracellular signal transduction. The coding region runs from base 142 to 591 and encodes 149 amino acids. Lineage: Eukaryota; Metazoa; Chordata; Actinopteri; Siluriformes; Ariidae. Gene Ontology annotation, molecular function: protein phosphatase inhibitor activity. The transcript has 5 exons. The record is from RefSeq and is a predicted model, not a curated record.